Messenger RNA from Thamnophis sirtalis, 2062 nucleotides. The record is from RefSeq and is a predicted model, not a curated record. Lineage: Eukaryota; Metazoa; Chordata; Lepidosauria; Squamata; Natricidae.
ACGACUUAGACACAGGGGAAGGGGGGAAGUCUGGAGAACCGUCAGAUACCGGCAAUCCUCUACUUACGACCGCGAUCCCCCCACACACACACACACAAACAUCGAGCCCUGGGGACGGGGGUUGCAGUUUGGAGAACCAUCAGAUACCAGUAGUCCUCGAAUUAUGACAGCGAUCGACACAUACAUGAGGACACACACACACACACACACAAACGGGUAGGGGGGAAAGUCGAGAACCGUCAAAUACCCGUAGUCCUCGACUUACGACCGACACACACACACACACACACACCACAGCAAUUUUCCAUCACUGAGCAAGAUGUGAAGGGUGCUUUGCGACCAUUUUUUGUGACCACCUUUCUUACCAGUGUUGUUAAGUCAAUCCCUGCAGGCCUUAAAAGUUAGUCCCCUGGUUAAGUGAAUCUGGCUUUCCCCCUUCUGACAUUGGCUUGUUGGAAGGUCUGCAAAGAUGAGGACGGGACAUUGCGACUGUCAAUAGCUGUGAACCGGUGGACAAGCGUCUGAAUUUUGAUCCCCAUGACCUGGGGGUAUGCCGCAUGGGGCGUGUUUUCUCCAGUGCCGUUGUAACCUUGAAUGUCACUAAAUGAAACUCAAUGUUGUUGAAGCACUUCAGGAAUUCUGGCAGAUGAAGCAAUCCCGGGGUGCUGAUCUGAAAAAUGGCGCUCUGGUGGUUUACGAGAUGGUCCCAUCCAACAGUCCUCCUUAUAUUUGCUAUGUUACGUUGCCAGGAGGAAGUUGCUUUGGCAGUUUUCAGUUUUGUCCAACGAAAGCAGAAGCCAGGAGAAGUGCUGCCAAAAUUGCACUGAUGAAUUCAGUCUUCAAUGAACAUCCAUCCCGUAGAAUCACGGAUGACUUUAUUGAGAAAAGUGUCCUGGAGGCUUUGGCAUGCUUUAACGGCAACAGAGAGGAAGCAGAUAAUCCAAGUACAGGAAUUGGUGCUUUCCGCUUCAUGUUGGAGUCCAACAAAGGGAAAUCCAUGUUAGAGUUCCAGGAACUGAUGACAGUUUUCCAGCUCCUCCACUGGAACGGCAGCCUGAAAGCCAUGCGAGAGAGGCAAUGUUCACGACAGGAGGUGCUGUCACACUACUCCCAUCGUGCUCUGGAUGAUGAUAUACGGAACCAGAUGGCAACGGAUUGGGUCAACCGGGAGCAGAACAUCCCAGGGGCCCUUUCCAGGGAGCUGGCUUCGACCGAGCGUGAACUGGACGAAGCUCGGCUAGCCGGAAAGGAGCUGAGAUUUCACAAGGAGAAGAAAGACAUCCUGAUGUUGGCUGCUGGCCAGCUGGGGAACAUGCAUUCUUCCAACUGCUAGGAGGGCCCAUGUAGCUCUUUUCUCUCCCCUCUUAACUACUCUCUCUUCCCACAGUAGUUUGCUAAAGAAGUCAGAAGGAAUGUUACCAGUGCGAAGGAAGCCUCAUGUUCAACCCGAUUUUUCCUAAUUUUAAUUGUGCAAGGUGAUGUUUGCAUUCGAGAGUGCAGGAUUUUAGUGCAGGAUUUGAAAAUAAUCUCAAUUGCCUUAAUUUUUAGUUCUAAGAAGUGAAAGGUGUCCUCCCAUUAGAGAACGAAACCUGAAUUAACCAUUUGGGGGGAAAACAAACAAACGUCGAGUUUGUUCAGAACUCGCCUUCGAUUCCAUUCACCUGAACUGUCUCCAGUUCAUCAAACAGCCUCCAAUGCCUUGCUUUCCAAGAACAGAGAAUCAAAUUGCACUCUUUAAAAAAAAGGUUGUUGAAAAUUCUGUAUAGAUUUUAUACUUGGUUAUCUUUUCACUCUGCAGAAGAACUUUUUGUAGAACAUACUAAUAAUGUAACUUUUUUGAGGGGGGGGGGAGAAAUAGAUCUUUGCUCAAAUCUUGAUUCUAUCCAGGUAUUUGUACAGUUGUCAGUAUUAAGUAGAAAAGUAACACUGCCACAGAAGGAUGCCAGUGUUUGUUAUUAGGGUAUAAUGCAUUGAUAUAUGCUACACAGGGACGCAGUGGCUCAAGGGCUAAGACGAGCUUGUCGAUCAGAAAGGUCAGCAGUUGGGUGAUUCGAAUCCCUAG